Stylonychia lemnae is the source of this 399-nucleotide messenger RNA. NCBI's taxonomy places the organism in Eukaryota, Ciliophora, Spirotrichea, Sporadotrichida, Oxytrichidae. The record is from the annotation of a GenBank genome assembly.
AUGGCCGGAAAAGGAAAAGGUGGAAGAGGUAAAUCCUCAGGAUCAAGACCAGUCUCAAGAUCAUCCAAGGCUGGACUUCAAUUCCCAGUCGGAAGAAUCGCAAGAUUCCUCAAGCAAGGCAGAUACUCAGAGAGAGUUGGUGCUGGUGCCCCAGUCUACCUCGCUGCCGUCCUCGAGUACCUCGCUGCUGAGGUCCUCGAACUCGCUGGAAACGCUGCCAAGGACAACAAAAAGACCAGAAUUGUACCAAGACACAUUCAACUCGCCAUCAGAAACGACGAGGAGCUCAACAAGCUUAUGUCAAACACCACCAUUGCCAGCGGUGGUGUCCUCCCCAACAUUCACGUAUUCCUCCUCCCAAGAAAGGGAAAGGGUGAGAAGGGAGAUGCCCAAGAAUGA